This is a messenger RNA of Vespa velutina, 2072 nucleotides long. It is a transcript of the gene FipoQ, whose product is annotated as F-box/LRR-repeat protein 7. The transcript is spliced from 8 exons. The coding region runs from base 205 to 1770 and encodes 521 amino acids. Gene Ontology annotation, molecular function: protein binding. Gene Ontology annotation, cellular component: SCF ubiquitin ligase complex. NCBI's taxonomy places the organism in Eukaryota, Metazoa, Arthropoda, Insecta, Hymenoptera, Vespidae. The record is from RefSeq and is a predicted model, not a curated record. Gene Ontology annotation, biological process: SCF-dependent proteasomal ubiquitin-dependent protein catabolic process; positive regulation of protein ubiquitination.
ACAAACAAAUAUACAAGGACACGGACACAGACACAUACAUACACGGACACGUCAAAAAAGAAAGAAAAAAUUCCAUUAAAAAUCUUAACAAUAUAUAUUAUUAUUCCUUUUAUAUACGUUCGUUUUCUUGUGUACUUUCGUGUCUUCUUCCUUGUCGUUUUUCUGAUCGUUUUCAACGUUCAACAUACAUACAUACGUGCCAUCAUGGAUAUACGAAGAAUGUCCAAUUGGAAUGUUCUAAGCGUGGAGGCAGCACUGCAACAACUAAAUUGUUUCGAGGAGGAUGGAAAAGAGAAGAUCAUCAAACGUUCUAAUACGACGAUAGAAAAACUACCGGACAAGGUGAUUCUAAAUGUCUUCAGUUAUCUGUCGCAUCGAGAGAUAUGCAAGGUCGCAAGGGUUUGUAAAAAAUGGAGGCAAAUCGCUUACGACACGCGCCUUUGGAAACACGUAUCAUUGAGACCGGAAAUCAGUGGGCUCCAUGUUGGAUCACUCGAAAGUUUAUUACAUUUAAUAAGCAUACGUUUCGGUGCAUCUUUACGAUACAUCGAGUUACCUAUCGAGCUUAUCACUCACACCGUCCUCCAUGAAUUAGCAAACAAGUGUCCUAAUUUAACUCACAUGCUACUUGAUUUUUCGACCGCCAUGCAGUUGCACGAUUUCUCAGAAAUGCAAGCAUUUCCGACGAAACUUAAAUACAUGUGUAUCUGUCUUUCGGAAGUCAUAUUUAUGGAAGGUUUCAUGAGAAAGAUUUAUAAUUUCAUCAAUGGUUUAGAAAUACUUCAUUUGAUUGGAACUUACGAGAAAGUUGAGGAAGAAGAGGAAGAAAUUUACGAGGUUAUAAACGUUCACAAAUUGAAAUCGGCGACGCCGAAUUUGCGUGUGAUCAAUUUAUAUGGGAUAAAUUUCGUCGAUGAUUCCCAUAUAGAUGCGUUUUCCUCAAAUUGUAUACAAUUAGAGUGUCUCGCUGUGAAUUUUUGUGCCAAGGUCACCGGUUCGACCAUGAAGACUCUAUUCCAACGUAGCAGAAGAUUGAAGUGUCUUCUAAUGCAAGGAACAAAUUUGCAAAGCGAUUACGUUAUGCAAGUAGAAUGGGAAAAAUCCAGUAUUCAAGAAUUGGACAUAACAGCUACGGAUAUAUCAACUGAAUGUUUGAUCGACAUGUUAACCAGAAUACCUGGUCUUCGUUUUCUCAGUGCCGGCCAAUUAAACGGUUUCAAUGAUAGCGUGUUAAAGGCAUGGGUGGAAUCUGGCAAUCCACGAAAUUUAAUUGCUUUGGACCUUGACAGUUCGGAUAAUUUAACUGACGAUGCUUUGCACAAAUUCUUAUCGAGACAUGGCCAUCAACUUUGGGGUAUUUUGUUAUCUGGAAUGCCACAUAUCACCGAUCAACUUUGGCAAAGUGUUUUACCGAUUCUCACUAAUGCCAAAAUUCUCGUAAUGGGUACCCAAGAGAGACUUGGCGUUAAUAUUCAUGUAGAUCAGCUAAUGGAUGGAAUCGCUAAUAAUUCUCCUAAUUUGGAACGACUCGAGUUACGUUGGGAUCCAGAAAAUUUAAGAUUUUCUGAUAAAAGUCAAAAAGCCAUUGACAUUUUACGCGUUAAGUGUAUCAAACUCAAGUGUUUGGUUUUGAGCGAUGGAAGAUAUUACGAGAUCGUUAAAGCUAAUUUCGAACGUGCCGAUAGACUGACGGUCGUACGAACGACGACAUGUUGCAGAGUAUCAAAUUAUUAUUUAUUACAAAAUUACAAAGAUUUGAUUUUUAAUUGAUGUCAAACGUGACGUAUACAUAAUAAUGGUUUUACGCUAAUGAUUUCACGCUAAUGGAUUUUCGAAAUUAGACGAUAUUUACAAAGAUACGAGCAACGCUCAAAUAUAUCCAGGACAAUCGAUUUUCCGUAGUUACCGAUGUGGUAUACAAUAUAAUAUGCCUCAUUAUUAUCGUCGAAACGAAGUAACCGGCAUUUUGGCAAUCGAUACAAUACUAAUUAUUGCACUUCGAAUUAUUGGGGACAAUAAUAUUCGUCGUUUAUUAGGAGCAUAAAAUAAUCAAUUAUAGAUUGCGAAGAUUU